Messenger RNA from Lactuca virosa, 735 nucleotides. The record is from the annotation of a GenBank genome assembly. NCBI's taxonomy places the organism in Eukaryota, Viridiplantae, Streptophyta, Magnoliopsida, Asterales, Asteraceae.
AUGUCUUCAACUUAUGCCACCGACGGUGCCGGAGCAGUGAAUACUGGGAUCCCGCCGGGAAAACCCAUGUCGCUGGAGCAACAAAUUCAUGACAAAGGGUCUCAAAUGUUGCAGUCCUUAAGUCCCAUCAGGCAGAUGAGCCAACAUGCUUGUACUUUUGCUUUGUACAGCCAUGACAUGUCUCGUCAAAUCGAGACUCACCACUUCAUCACGCGACUUAACCAGGACUUCCUCCAGGCUGCAGUUUACGACACGGAUGACUCCAAUGGCCGUCUCAUCGGAGUGGAAUAUAUAGUUUCUGAUACUAUCUUUGAAACGCUGCCACCUGAGGAACAAAAACUCUGGCACUCUCAUGCCUACGAGAUAAAAUCUGGUCUUUGGGUUCACCCAAGAAUGCCAGAUAUGAUUGUCAUGCCGGAGUUAAAAAAUCUAACCAAAACUUACGGCAAGUUUUGGUGCACAUGGCAAACUGAUAGAGGUGAUAAACUUCCAUUGGGCCCUCCAUCGUUAAUGAUGUCUCCGCAAGCGGCGGAGGAUGGGGUGGUGAAACCAGAGUUGGUGAAGAAGAGAGAUGACAAAUACAACUUCUCAAGAGAUGAUCUGAUGAAGUCGAGGAUUGAGAUUCCGGAAUCAGAAUGGAUAAACCCAACAGCUGAUUACUGGAGGCAGCACAAGAAGUGUUUUGUAGUGGACGUAGAAAGCACGGAUAUGAAGAAACUGUGUGCUUUCCCUUAA